Molecule: messenger RNA, 1335 nt
Organism: Alternaria arbusti
Lineage: Eukaryota; Fungi; Ascomycota; Dothideomycetes; Pleosporales; Pleosporaceae
Exons: 2
Coding region: 1-1335 (444 amino acids)
Source: RefSeq, a predicted model, not a curated record
AUGAAGUUCGAGCCGAGACAGGACCCGCCAACCCAGCCAACGGCACCUGGAACAAACCAGGGGCAAACGCCUGCUGCGACCAAGACAGGUGAACCAGGAUCGUCCUCAGGAUCAACAUCAUCGUCAUCGUCUACAACGGUGACUGAGGUACCCACCGCUACUACGACGCCCGUCACAGUUCCGCAGGGAGUGGAUACAAAGACUGUGACUUCGGAGUGCAGCUCACUGACAUGGGAUCCGGUAUUGAGUACGAACGUCUGUCCAACACCAACCACUGGACAGCCCGUUGGAGAAACGACAAGUCCUGCGUCCACGACAAGUUCCAUUGCACCCAAAUCGACUACGGGCAAAACUGGGGGUAUCCAGACUCCGACAGCGUCUGCCGGCUCAUCACCGGCUUCGAAAGAAAUCUCAGGCGGUGCAGUGGCCGGAGUGGCGAUUGGGAUGUUGCUCGCCGGGUUUUUGAUCGCUGGAGCCGUAUUCCUGUUCCUGUUACGCCGUCAGAAGAGAAGACGAUACAAUCCAACGCUAGCUCCACCACCGCCGCAUGCACCCACUAGCAACGCUGGCGGGCGACUGGAGAAAGGCACGGCACUUGUUACGAGUGCCUAUGCUACCGAUAUCGACGAUAUGCUACCUCAACCUGCAUCAGAUGAUACUAUCACCGACGCAGCCUUGAAGAUACGGGACAACAUCAAAAACCACGUUCGAGAGUUUUACCAUGUUUCUCCCGUCCCGACAGGCAGUAUCAACCAGGCAAAUAUGAAAGAGCUGGCGGUUGCAACUGGCACAAGCUCUUCCGUACUUGCAAGCAUGCUCUCGAAUAUCUCGACCCGAGCCGAAACGCUUCGCCUCAUUGUAGCCUGGAAUGUGCUCUCGAGAUGCACCGGAGAACGCGUUGAGAGCUUGCUUCCGGGAGAGCUUGCGCCGCUCGCCUCAGCUGUUCCUGGAAGAGAUGGUAAAAACGCCGCGCAAUCAGCCAUGUACAGCAAAUGGAAGGCCAUGACUGGUGCUCUCCUGCAUGGUCGAAUUGGUCAGGAUACGCAAGAGCGAUUCCAAAGAUUCGCCAGUGCGGCUGCAGACCUGGAUGCCAUCGUGGCGCCCUUCGUGCAGAGUGGCUUGGAAGCUCAGCGCCGCAAGAAUUUGAACAUGAUUCUUGCGCGAUCGGCAAACUUCGCAUUUCUACUCUUUUCGCAGCCCGGAGUCUUCCACUUCGGAUUCUCUAGCGAACAUGGCGGGUUAGCAGUGUUCCCAGCAUUACUACAGAUUAUCGGAGACCAGGGGCAGGUGCUGGUGCCGUCACGCGUGCUGCUGGAAAAGGAGAUUGCGGCAUGA